GGUAUACACUGUACACUGCUGCUUUGGCAAACAUAGCGAACGUGGUGACAAACUACACCUUCCUUUAUUGGCUGGAUCUCGGUGUUGGGAAUGCUGAGUGAAGAUGAGCUUGCAGCCCAGCAUGCUGUGAUAAUGGUGGCUUUCAUCACCUACAUGUUCCCACUCGGUAUCCAAGCUGCAGCAUGUGCACGAGUCGGGAACGCUCUCGGUGCAGGAGACAGUGCCAGGGCGGUCCUAACCAGCAAGGUGUCCCUCACUCUUGCAGGUAGCUUUGCAGUUAUUGAAGGAGUUGUGCUUGGCUCUACUAAAUCAGUGAUCGGCUUCAUCUUCACCUCUGACGAGAAGAUCAUAGGUCUGGUCUCGCACUUGAUGAAUGCGUACUGCUUCCUGCAGUUCUUUGAUGGUCUUGUGUGUGUGUGCACAGGCAUCUUCUUGGACACAGGCAAACAGAAGAUACCAACUGUGGCUAAUUUCAUUGGAUACUACUGCAUUGGGCUUUCUUUGAGCGUUACUUUAAUGUUUGUUGCCAAACUUAGAGUUUUAGGUUUUUGGCUGGGACUGCUCGUUUGCGUAGUCUUCCAAUCCACUUUCUACAUUACUGUCAUCUUUAAGCUGAAUUUGGAUAAGAUGACAGAGGAGGCUGUGAAACGAGCUCAGAAAACCACAAACUUGUUAUUAUUUGGCACGGCUGGCUCAUCAGACACAGAGGGACCUGCCGUUCAAACAGUGUGCAGUGAGAGAGCAAGUAUUUUCCUUUUCUAUCUAUUUAAUGUCAUGUUUUCAUGCAAGCUUAUGAUCUAUAAGACAACAAAUUAACCAAAGCUGAAUUUGACAACUUCACCCAGUCGGCGGAUGGCUACAUGUCCGUCAGCACGGAGUGCUAUGAUGGGAACACUGAGACAAACUGGUACAUGUGGCCCGGCAGCAGGAAGCUGGCCGUCUCUCCCCCAGCCAGCUCAUCGUCAGACGUGGCCUUGCGAUGUUUGCAGCUCUUACUCUUCUUGCAGUGGGAGCAAGCGUGCACUUCUUUGUGCCCUUGCCAGAGACCCACUCCGCACAGAGAAACCACACUAUAGACCUGAUCAACUCAACACACCCUCCGGAUCAAAGUUUCUCAUAAAGCGUCAGAGUGAACCAAAGAUGAAAGAUUUAUUUUAAUAUGUCAAGCAAAACAGCUGUUAAACCUUCCUCAAUGUAACUCAACUCUUCGACUGUGGCCGGCUGCUUUCAGAGAAUAUCUUGUU
This is a messenger RNA of Cololabis saira (Pacific saury), 1244 nucleotides long. RefSeq names its product multidrug and toxin extrusion protein 1-like. The transcript has 8 exons. Gene Ontology annotation, biological process: transmembrane transport. The record is from RefSeq and is a predicted model, not a curated record. Lineage: Eukaryota; Metazoa; Chordata; Actinopteri; Beloniformes; Belonidae. Gene Ontology annotation, molecular function: xenobiotic transmembrane transporter activity; antiporter activity. Bases 91 to 816 code for a protein of 241 amino acids. Gene Ontology annotation, cellular component: membrane.